This is a messenger RNA of Aureobasidium namibiae CBS 147.97, 2304 nucleotides long. RefSeq lists its product as uncharacterized. The record is from RefSeq and is a predicted model, not a curated record. The transcript has 3 exons. Bases 1 to 2304 code for a protein of 767 amino acids. Gene Ontology annotation, biological process: DNA-templated transcription; regulation of DNA-templated transcription. NCBI's taxonomy places the organism in Eukaryota, Fungi, Ascomycota, Dothideomycetes, Dothideales, Saccotheciaceae. Gene Ontology annotation, molecular function: zinc ion binding; DNA-binding transcription factor activity, RNA polymerase II-specific; DNA binding.
AUGAAUCCGCCUCCUGCGAAAAAGGCUCGUCUGACGACAGCUUGCAAUGAAUGCCGCCGGCGGAAGGUCAAAUGCGAUGCCAACCAUCCAAAAUGUUCGAACUGCUGCACCAGAAACUCGGAAUGCUUCACAAGCGAUCCUAAAAGGCCCGAUGUCCCUGUAGUGAGAGAAUGGGUAGAAGUUCCUGAAAAGACACAUCCCUCUCAGCCUCCAAUACCAGCACAAAUUCAACUCUCGACAAUUCUUCCCGAGCCGGAUGGACCCACUCACGACAUACCUGAAACCUCUCAUCUACUAUCAGCCGCAACUCGACAUCACCCAGUCUCUCCUACGUUACACCACAAUCGGUCGCCAUCUGUCAAUGGCAACCUGGGCACGCCUGUCGUCGCGGAGACGACCGAUGUUUCGCCCAUGCAGCAACCUCAUGAUAUGUCGUUCAACCUGGAUUUUGUCAACAACAGAUUCAAAAUGCUGGGAGCCAGUAGCGCUCAAUGCUUGACCAAGUCUCUGGACAUCUACCUCCGAUCUUAUAAUGUGGACCCAGCCUCUGCAUUGUUUCGGCACGGAAUGCAACACGCCGAGGAGAUGGAUCUGCCUUUAUCGCUAGAUCUAAUACCCUUUCCAGAACACAGCACAAGGCAAGCUUAUCUGGAUGCCUAUUUCACUCGGAUACACGUAUAUUACCCCAUCACCGAUAUCGAUGACACUAGAGCCAUGGUUCACAAGAUUGCGCCACUACCUGAUAUCAAGUCCGUCUCCUACACAAAGGUUCCACUUCUGGCAACAGCAUAUCUGUUAAUGAGUUUGGGAGCUGAUGAGGUUCACGGUGCUGCAUCAGAGAUUGGCAUGCAAUACCUCAAGGUGGGCGCUGCACUCGCGGGCCAUGCCAUCAACUUUCCAUACUUGACCACAGUGCAGUGUCUACUCCUACUUGCUGUGUGCUAUAGAGGCCGCAACAAGGAUGGCCUGGGUUGGGGUGCCACGGGUACAGCAGUCAGGAUAGCCCAUUCGAUGGGACUACACAGACAUUCCGCUGUAAGACCCUCAAAUCAGCACGGCAUUCAACGGCGGGACCAACAACUAUUUCAUGCUCGUAUCUGGGCCAUUUGCUGUUGUCUGGAGAAGACUGCGCAGCUCGAAUGCGGUAGACCAUCCGCCAUCUUCGUGGUCAACACUGAUCAAAUGAUGGCAGCAGAUCAAAAGGCGCCCGGUCACGACUAUCUGAUGUGGAACAUGGCGCUCGCAGAAGUACAACAUGACAUUUCUACUCAUCUCUAUGGACACCAGCCUGGCGAAAGGACAGCAAAGCAAAUCCUGCUUGAUACUGCUAGACUGGAUAAAAAGCUUCUGCACUGGCCCAAUCUUGUACCUGCUGAGAUCCGCCCUGGCAAUGACAUCUUGUGCGGAGACGACCAAUUUCAUCUUGCGGCCAUUCUGUCUUUCCAAUACCACCAAGCUGUGAUAGCGGUGCAUCGCGCUGCACUGAUCCAACCUCUUGCGGCAUUGCAGCAAGAGAUCGAUAGAGUUUUGCCUGACAACGACGCUCGCUAUAGACUUAAGGGAGGUGAAGCGAUUUGUGUCAGCAGCGCUCGAGCGGUGGCAAGGAUCACCAUUGAACUCCUGGAGCGAAGAAUUGAUUCGCGGCUUCUUAGUGGUGGUCCCACUCUUCUGGCUUGCGUUGUGCUGGCUACAUAUAUCGUCAAGAAUCCCGCUGGCAGGAUGCAGCUUUCGGACUUGGAGCUGCUCAAAGCCGUCACCGAAUGGACCACCCAAUGCUUCCGCAAGACUGGUAUGAACGAGCACUUUUCUAAAGGCGCAACCGGCAUCUGCGACAGAGUAAUUGAAUGUCUGUCACGCCUAAAAUCAGCCCAAAACGGAGCAAUCCAACGCCUAAAGCCAAAUGACCCACGCAUCCCUAGAAACACCAGCAGUACCACAAGCCUUAACAGCCAAAUCAUGGUCGACAACAAUAGCCUACCCAAGCCGUCGCCGAUCAAUCACCUCACUUCGAGCAGCAGUGGAAACAGCCAUCAAGCAGGUCUAUCAGGAGCAUCCAAUUCAUCGCCAGCGUCGAAUGCGAUGAACAGAGAACACUCGACCAUGCAGAUUGCGAACAUUUUGCUGGACAAUGCGAGUCAUACUACUGCGAUGGGAAGUAUGGAUGACAUCGUUCCUGAUGUCAAUGUUUUGCCGUUUGAAGGAUACAAUCUUGAAGAAUUGUGGGAUUGGAUGGAUUCAGGUGGUGACAUCGGUGGGUUUGAAAAGAUCGAUUGGACGACUGAGACUGGAUUCGAGGACCAUUGA